Molecule: messenger RNA, 1008 nt
Organism: Macadamia integrifolia
Lineage: Eukaryota; Viridiplantae; Streptophyta; Magnoliopsida; Proteales; Proteaceae
Product: 26S proteasome non-ATPase regulatory subunit 9
Exons: 5
Coding region: 111-797 (228 amino acids)
Biological process (GO): proteasome regulatory particle assembly
Cellular component (GO): nucleus; cytoplasm
Molecular function (GO): protein binding
Source: RefSeq, a predicted model, not a curated record
CCUCACUGUCGAUAUCCUUGAACUCCAAAGACGCUUUUGCGCUCUUAAUUGUCAAUCGUUCACUAUUGCGCUGUGUUUCAGAGUUUUUAGAUUAGUAAUUGAUAAGAGAGAUGGUGGCAAUGAAUCUGAAAGCGAAAACUAUGUCUCUGAUGGAACAAAGGGAGGCCUUGGAGACGGAAAUGAACGACAUCAUUGCUCGUCUCUGCCAACCCGGAGGUCCUGGGAUUUCAGGCAAUCUUGUUGAUCAAGAGGGAUUCCCUCGUUCUGAUAUUGAUAUUCCGGCUGUGAGGGCAGAUCGCCAUCGUCUUGCUGAACUGCGUAAUAAUCAUGAGGACAUCACAGAGAAAAUAAAUGAAAAUUUACAAGUUCUGCAUUCUGCAAAGGUUGCCCGUAACUCAUCUUCACUUGUCAAAGGAGAAGGAGAGGGAUCUAUUCAAGCCUCAUACAACUCCAACUCUGUUCCAUCUGCCUCUUCACCUGAUGUUCUUCCAGAAGAUUCUGCAAGCACUAUGGACGUGGAUGUAUUUCUCAGCGUACCCUUUGCAAUAGUUGAUGAAAUCACUGAUGGUUCUCCAGCUGCUGAAGAUGGUUUACAACUUGGUGACCGGAUUAUGAAAUUUGGCAAUGUCGGGUCUGGUGAUGGUUUGCUACAAAGGCUUGCUUCUGAAGCCCAGUCAAAUCAAGGUCGUCCAGUCUCUUUGGUAGUCAUGAGGCAGGGUUCGCAAAUUAUCUUGACUGUGACACCAAGAUCGUGGCAAGGCAGGGGUCUUCUGGGAUGCCAUUUCCAAAUCUUAUGAACGAUUCAGUUUUAUGCCGUCUCAUAGGGAAGUGGUCAAAGUUCUUUGGGUUUUGUUUUAGACUGAAGCACCACAUACUGAUGUGAUAUGGAAUGGAGAAAUUGGCAUGCAAUCCUCUAAGCUACUGUUUACAUUGAUUUGAGAUAAUACAAGUACAACAUUCUCAUUAUAGUAUACAGUUGCUAUAGAAAUGCAAUUGGAUUGUGUGAAA